Perca fluviatilis (European perch) is the source of this 1755-nucleotide messenger RNA. Its product is annotated as neuronal acetylcholine receptor subunit alpha-2-like. Gene Ontology annotation, cellular component: neuron projection; postsynaptic membrane; synapse. Lineage: Eukaryota; Metazoa; Chordata; Actinopteri; Perciformes; Percidae. The record is from RefSeq and is a predicted model, not a curated record. Gene Ontology annotation, biological process: chemical synaptic transmission; monoatomic ion transmembrane transport; regulation of membrane potential. Gene Ontology annotation, molecular function: transmembrane signaling receptor activity; acetylcholine-gated monoatomic cation-selective channel activity. Bases 1 to 1692 code for a protein of 563 amino acids. The transcript is spliced from 8 exons.
AUGGAGCUGAGAAGAGACUUGACCCGGACCUCAGCGCUCUAUUACUGCUGCUGGAUCUGCAUCCACUCCGCGCUGGCGGAGGACUGGACUCGAGUUCACACGGAGGACGAGCUCUUCAGGAGAUUGUUUCGGGGCUACAGCAAGUGGACGCGUCCAGCGCAAAACAUCACCGACGUGGUUAUCGUGAAGUUUGGCCUCUCCAUCGCACAGCUGAUAGACGUGGAUGAGAAAAACCAGAUGAUGACGACCAACGUGUGGCUGAAACAGGAAUGGACGGACUAUAAGCUGCAGUGGAGUCCCUCCGACUUCGACAACGUGACGUCCAUCAGGGUCCCUUCUGAGCUCAUCUGGGUGCCGGACAUUGUGCUGUACAACAAUGCAGACGGAGAGUUCGCCGUCACCCACAUGACCAAGGCCCAUCUCUUUCACACCGGCCGUGUCCGCUGGGUGCCCCCGGCCAUCUACAAGUCCUCCUGCUCCAUUGACGUCACCUUCUUCCCUUUCGACCAGCAGAGCUGCAAGAUGAAGUUCGGCUCCUGGACGUACGACCGCGCCAAGAUCGACCUGGAGCCCUUUGAGAACACGGUGAACCUGAAGGAUUACUGGGAGAGUGGAGAGUGGGCGAUUGUCAACGCCGUGGGCACCUACAACACCAAGAAGUACGACUGCUGCCACGAGAUCUACCCGGACAUCACCUACUAUUUUGUCAUCCGCCGCCUCCCGUUGUUCUACACCAUCAACCUCAUUAUCCCCUGCCUCCUCAUCUCCUGCCUGACCGUCCUGGUCUUCUACCUCCCGUCGGACUGCGGCGAGAAGAUCACGCUGUGCAUCUCCGUGCUUCUGUCGCUCACCGUCUUCCUGCUGCUCAUCACGGAGAUCAUCCCGUCCACGUCGCUGGUCAUACCGCUGAUCGGGGAGUAUCUGCUCUUCACUAUGAUCUUUGUCACGCUGUCCAUCGUCAUCACCGUGUUCGUGCUGAACGUGCACCAUCGCUCGUCGGCGACUCACACCAUGCCUGGAUGGGUCCGGCGGCUGUUCCUGUCGGCGGUGCCGCGCUGGCUGUGCAUGAAGCGUCCGAAACAUGGUGUCAGGCCUGUAAGGCGGUGCCACCUGACUGAUGGACUCCUCCCCAUCCAGACUCCGGGCCCCUCCCACAGCUCGCCCGCCUGGAUCACUCAGGAGUCUGAUAUCCAUCUCCAUGGUUACCGGGAGGACGAGAACAGUUGCCGCAGGAGCCGCCAGCUCAACUCCUCGGAUGCAGGUGACGAAAUCCACUACUGCAAUCUCCACGGUUACGCAAACGCUCAUCGCUCGGGGAGGUUUAGGGGGAAGGUAGCCGGGCCACCAAGGAUUUCUCCCCUCUCUUCUUCUUUCCCCCCGUCUCUGGGUUACAUACUCCUCCCACAGAGACACUCCUCACUCGGCUCGGACUGGGACACCCCUCCUGAGGAGCGUGGUUCGUUCCAGAGCCCACCUGCCUCUGUGCCGUCUCCGGCGGUGCUCUCGGCCCUGGAGGGGGUGACCUACAUCGCAGAGCAUCUCAGAGCCGAGGAUGUAGACUUCUCAGUGAAGGAGGACUGGAAGUACGUUGGCAUGGUUGUAGACCGGAUCUUUCUGUGGAUGUUCAUCAUCGUGUGUCUGCUGGGGACCGUCGGACUCUUCCUGCCUCCGUGGCUCUCUGGGAUGUUUUAGAAUCAAACUGGAAAUCAAAAAAGAAAGAAAAAAUGAAUACAAUAAUUAAUUUAAAAAAAAGUG